Molecule: messenger RNA, 3295 nt
Organism: Manduca sexta (tobacco hornworm)
Lineage: Eukaryota; Metazoa; Arthropoda; Insecta; Lepidoptera; Sphingidae
Exons: 19
Coding region: 171-3158 (995 amino acids)
Biological process (GO): cilium assembly; cilium movement
Cellular component (GO): motile cilium; extracellular exosome
Molecular function (GO): protein binding
Source: RefSeq, a predicted model, not a curated record
UAUAAUUCUCUUUGAACUAAACCUUUCUAGUAUAUCUGACAAAUAUAAAAUGUAUAAAAAAAUUAACUCUAUACACACUCCAUAUAUAUUAUAAUUCUCUUUGAUACACACGUUAAAUUGUUCAAUCAAACAUAAAAAAGCGAUUUUAUUCCACCAAAAUACGACCAAAAAUGAAAAAGGGAAAGAAUAGAUCCAAUAUCUCGCUUCCCUCAAUUCGUUCGGAAGUUCAAGUCGGAGAGGAUACAAAUUCAGCUCCACUUGAUCUUUUUACUAUUAAAGUAUUAAAUCUAAAUUUAUCUGAGGAAGAAACAAAGCGUUUCGCUAUAAAAGUCACAUUUUUCGAUCAAAUGCUUCUGACAGGAAUCAUUAAAUCUACUGCAGGUAGGAAUGUUAUUAAUGAAGAAAUAUUAGCCAGGGGAUCAAUGACCUACGAUCCUUCGGAUUAUGAAAGAAUGUGUCAAUUUGCGGAUUAUCCUCUGAUAGUAAAUAUUCAUCCGAUAUCAAGCGUCGAAUCUAAUAUAUCCCACAGUAACUCACUUAAUCAAAUUACAAGCCAUAUAAACGCAAACGAAUCGGAAUCAACCGAGAAAAAAAAGAACAAUAAUAUAAGAUGCUGCAAUAUUGAUAUUUUGACUUUAUUCUUAGAUAAAAAUAAAAUAUGUUUAAAAAAGCGAAUGCAGCCUGUGUUCGAUAUACCUCUGCUACAACGCAAAAGUUGGGACAAUCUCCCACUACUUACAAUGGAAUUAUCAAUCACAAAAAACAAGUUAAACUCUCAUCAUUACAGAAUUCUAAAAGAAGCUAAUUAUUUCAAAAUAACUCUUGCAGCAUCGUAUAAUAUGAUUUUUCCUCACGACGAUGAUUGUAUUUAUACAGCUUCAUCAAAAACUCCUUGUAAUAAUGAAACUAAUACUCACAAUGUUUUAUUCAGUCACGGUCACCGUGCCUCUAGAAGAUUCGAUUGUACCAAUUUUCAACCUGAAUGGGAAAACAUUCGGCUUGAAGAUGAAACCUAUGCAAAAGGAGCUGAUAAAUAUGUUUGCACUAUCGACGAUAUACAAAACGAAGAUAAUAUCGAUAUAAAAUACUACUUAAAAAAAGAACCAUCUAAUUAUACUACGGUCUGGGGUUCGUUUCAUCGUACUCUAAUGUUAGGUGAUUCAGAUCAGCGGCUUUGGGAACAUCUCCGGCAGUAUCACUGGCCACUUGAAAUUCAAAUCGUGGCGGGUGAUCGGUCCAGCUAUAAGUUUAUGGCCUUUCUGAAUCUUACUCAUUUACUAUACCCUGGAGAAAACCUAGUGAAGUUAGCAGUACCAUUACAAUGGGCGAAUGCAGAACAAAUGCUAGCAAAGUGCGGUUGUGAACUGAUGCUUACUGUCAACGAUAAAGCACCUUCCACGCCUGGAGCCACUCAGAAACCGAGCAAGAUGACAACUGAGUCUAUCCCAGCAAGCACGAGCAAUGACGUAAGCCUAAUGCGACCUACCGGCGCUGAUGAAAGCAACGCCUUUGUUAUCCUAGAAGUGAAAUUCGCACGACCCUUAAAGAAAAUUAUUAUACCGCCACAUAUAAAUAAAAAUGAAAUUGAUGAGAUGUUAAUAGAAAUGGAGCAAGGCCCCAGUAAACGCGAAUGCACUGGCCGUGGCCAACUAGAUAGAGACUGGCAGUCGACUGUGAGAUGUGCCGCAAAUUCUUUACGUCGAGUACCUUAUUAUGGGACAACAGAGUUCUGCACGUUCAAUCGGCAGUUAAGUGAAACAAGAACUCAUGUAGAGCUCUCUACAUCUUGUUGGCAAAAUGCCGCGAUUUACGUUAACAAUAACUUCAUUGUGCAAGAAUACGUUGGACGUGACGAGGCAUUUGAAGAAAUGCUAAUGAUGGCACACGCUUGUUUAAUGCGCACUGCAUGCGAUACUUUGGUCGGGGUCGAGAAUUCUCAAAAUGUAGACCCAACACUAAGGGCCGCUCGACACGCGCGACAAAUGCAGGAUACGGCACAUGCUGUUGAACUAUACCUACAGUUAGUUGUACAAAGACCCAGGGACUCGGACUGCUGGCGGGAACUCGGGACAUGCUUGAUUGCGGUGGAUAAAGAUUGGGCCCAAGUUUGUUUAAAUAAAUCCUGUGUGUUGGACCCGCGGAGUCCUGCUACCCUUCUAUCCAAAGCUGGUAUGUUGUUUAAAGAAGAUCCAGUCGCUGCAGAGCCAUUCUUCGUAGCUCUCCUGGCACUCCAUCCAUUUUGGACGACAGCGUGGGUGGCGGCGAGUGCUUACUACUAUGAGAGAGAACUCUUUCAUCUAUCAGACAAAAUAAUGGAGAAUACAAAAAGAGGUUUCUUGGGACCUGAGGAUCCAGGACAUCCUAGGUCAUGGGACCGUGAGCUCGGUGAUUGGUGGGAUCAUACGCCAAUUUUGCCAGGCAUGAGCCAGUAUUACGACGCUGCUGACCUUCUCCUUAGACUCAGAGCCGUUGAAUUGGCAGAAGUGUGUGUUGCUCGAGCAUUAUCAGAAGCAGGAGAAUCAGCUGCGUACUUCCAUCUAGUAGCAUUGUGUUGUCGUUUGAAAGGCAACCUUGCCGAUGCUUUAUGUCAUCUUAAAUUAGGCCUUGAAAAGUACGGAGAAAUCAGUUACUUAAGGAGCCUCGAAGCCGAAUGUUACAUGAAACAAGGUGACACAUCGGCAGCCAUGGGCUCCUUUGCUAAAGCUGGAGGAUGUGUAGGUGCUUACAGCAUACUCCUUUCAAUGCCGAGCCGGGACCCGCAGCGCUCUAGAUCGGUUCUUGUCGAUUUGGUGAGACGACAGCCAAGCGCCUACGCGUGGAUCGCACUCGCUGACGAUUGGAUGAUGAAAGCCGCGGUGGGUGAAGGUGGAGACGCCGGUGGCACGGAGGAGCAGGUCGCCGCCAAAACGUAUGCGGCGGCGUGUGCCAUCCAAGCAUUGAAAUGGGACAGACGAGCCGGCCGAGCCUGGGCCCUACUAGCCACACUCGUCAACCCAAGCGCAAGGCGUCUGCACUGCACCAAUAUGGCUGUUUCUUGUGGCUACAGUAUGUCGGAGGAAAAAGAAGUGGAAAAUUCUUACCGACAGUCAUUUUGCCAUCGACUCGGUAGCGCCCUGAGAGAAUGCCGUUGUAAAUGGUGUCAAAACCUAAAACUUUGAUGUUUUCAUUGAAUUACUGAUGGCAGGUGCCAUAAGUCAUUUUAAUAAAGGAUUUCUGUAAUUUACUGAUUUCUGCCUUUUAGAGGAUUAUUAAAAAUAAUGCAUUGAUAAAAAAUAAAAAUAAAAUCAUAACAAAA